GGUGGGCAGGGAGCGUUCCCCCGCAGCGAGUGCCACCAGGGGAUGUGUUGUGGAGACUAAGGUUCUCUCUCUGCUGGAGACUUAAUCUUCAUCAAUCAAGGUUUCUCUGCAGCCUGCGCCUAAAUCACCUCCAUGAGUUUCCUUAUCCCUGACUGGGGUGAUGGGGACGCGUUCUCUUAUCAUAAUGAGUUAGAUUUACCAGGAUCGUCGGCAUUAACCACAGAGCCUUUUAAAAGUAAAUCAACAAAAUUGAAGAAGAAACAGAAAAAUAAAAUAAAAUGCAAUCAAAUCCCUCUGCAAAUUCCAAAGAAAAUACAAACAAAUGAGACUAGUAAUAGUUUGAACCCAUGUGAUGUGGAUCUCAAUGACAGUCAAAAUGAUUCUUUGUUGUUCCCAAGAAACUCAUCCAAAAAGAGAGCAGAUAAAAAGAAAAAGAAUAAGAUGAAGCAGGGACUUGAAUUUAAAGUCGGUGAGGAGGGAAACAAAAUUUUUGGUAAUUCAGAGAAUACCGUAGAAAAUGAGAGCACCGAGACAAUGACUACAAAUGGCAAUACAAAUCCAAAUAUAUAUAAUAAUGAACAUUUAAUAAAAAGAGUUGCUGAAAAGAAGAAAAAGAGAAAUAGAAAUAAAUACAAAGAAAUUAAUGCUAAUCAGAAGAAAGAACAGAAGUUUGAAGAAAGCAAUCUGUCAAGUACUAGUAAUGAAUAUGCAACAGGGAUAUGUGCAGUAAAUGGUGACUUAUCAACUAAUGCAACUGCAAUCUCAGAAUAUUUUGUUACUGAUGAUAAAGAAAGUCACAAAGCAAAAGAAAAAGUCAGAAGUAAACACCAAGCCAGCAAUAUGAAUAAGACAAGUAAGAUUCGUUCAAAAAAUAUUAUGAGACACUCUAAUGUAACUGAAAUUGAAAUAGAUAAUCAAAUGAUUCCAAAUGAAUGUAAUGAAAAUACACUUAAAAUUGAAAACAUUAAACUCCAAAAGAGUAAGAAAAAUAAGAGAAUUAAAGAAAGUAAGAAUUAUGUAGAGUCCACAAAAAAGAAAAUUGAAGAAAAAAAAUUGUCCUCUGAAAUAGAAAAUUCUAUAAAAGAUAAUGAUUGUAACGAAUUAGGAAGUAAGCAAAAAAAGAAAAAGAAAAAAAACAAAGCUAAAGAAACCGUCAAAGAAUUAAAGUUCGAGUCCAAUGAUGAAGACUGUGACCCCAAUUUUCAAUCAGAUUUUGAGACUUUGCUGAAGAAAUUAGAUUUUGACAAUGUUAAUGUUUCACAACCAAUAAAACGGAAAAGGAUGUAUUUGAAUGAUAGUUCUAUAAUCUCAAGAGAAAAUGAAAAUAUAAAUGAUUGUAAUAAAAAUUCAGAACUUAGUGAAGAGGAUAAUAUUAGAAGUUCAGAGAGUGAAGAUGAUAAUGCUUUUGAAUAUGACAGGGACAAUUUGGAGACAAAGAAACAGAACAAAGACAUGAAGUUAUAUGACCAUAAACAUAAUGAAAAUGCAGUAUAUGAAAAAAAGAAAAAGACUAUUAAAGAACAAAAAAUUAUCAAAGACAAAAAACAAGUUAAAACAGAUUCCUGUGAAACCUCGAGUCCCAAAAUACAUAAUAAAGGUAAAAAAUUUGACAAGGGCAAGCUAGCUCAGAUGCUCGAAGAGGCAAAAGUUACAAAAGAAACAAAACCAUUAGAACUUAGCCCAGCAGAAGCUUUAAAGCAGAAGAUGACUGAUCAACUGACUGCUGCAAGAUUCAGAAUGGUGAAUGAGGCCUUGUAUACAAGCAGUAGUGCUGAAGCUGUCAGGAUGUUCAAAAAUGAUCAUGAAUCUUUUAAAACUUACCAUGCUGGCUAUCAGGCACAAGUCAGACACUGGCCAGUCAGCCCUCAGGAUAUUAUUGUGAAGUGGCUUUGCAAAAAGCCAAAGGAAUGGGUAGUGGCUGAUUUUGGUUGUGGUGAAGCUGCUCUGGCUCUCCGUGUACCCCAGCAGAAAGUUCAUUCCCUUGACUUGGUUGCAGUAAACUCAAGAGUUACAGCAUGUGACAUGGCACAUUCACCACUGCAAUCGGCUGCUGUAGAUGUUGUUGUAUUUUGCCUCUCUCUUAUGUGUACCAACAUAAAGGAUUUCAUUUUGGAGGCUAAUAGAGUUUUGAAAGAAGGAGGAGUUAUGAAAAUUGCUGAAGUGGAGAGUCGAUUUGGAGAUGUUCAAGAGUUUGUGAAUGUGUUAAAAAAGUUUGGAUUCCAUUGUGUACAUAAGGACACUAAUGGAAAAUACUUUUUUUUAUUUGAAUUUAAGAAGAAUCGAAAACUGAAGAAGACAACAGUGCUUCCUGAUAUUAUUCUUAAACCUUGCAUUUAUAAAAAAAGAUAGCUUAAAAUAUAGUAUUAUAAAUAUUAUUCCAAUGCAUUUGUUAUUGCAUAUCAAAAUUUGAUAUAGGCUACACAACGUUUCAUAGGUAAUUGUUUUUAUUCUGUAUAACAUUUACAAAGCUGGAUUGUGCAUUUGUUUUAAUGAAUAAUUUUAUAUUGAUAUGAUGAUACUGUAUAGUAGGUUAGAUUGAGAAAUCUUAUGAAUUUAUUUAUACUGUGUUUUGUGUCUAAUUGCACAAGUUUCUAUGAUCUAUGAUAAAAACAAUGUAUCAUGUGUAAUUACUGUAUAAAUAUUUUCUAUUUUGA
Procambarus clarkii (red swamp crayfish) is the source of this 2654-nucleotide messenger RNA. Its product is annotated as ribosomal RNA-processing protein 8. The record is from RefSeq and is a predicted model, not a curated record. Gene Ontology annotation, biological process: cellular response to glucose starvation; regulation of transcription by glucose; rDNA heterochromatin formation. NCBI's taxonomy places the organism in Eukaryota, Metazoa, Arthropoda, Malacostraca, Decapoda, Cambaridae. Gene Ontology annotation, molecular function: methyltransferase activity. Gene Ontology annotation, cellular component: chromatin silencing complex; nucleolus; rDNA heterochromatin.